AUGGAUGUAGGACGUGUUCUCGGCUCCACUGGCAAACAGUUGCUCGACAGGAUACAAACUACGGCCAUAUCUUUAGGAAUGGCUGCAGUUCCUGUCAGCCUUCUUAGGAGCCUUGUCUUCUCGAUUCUUUCUAAUGUCAAAACCGGGGUCUUGGACAUUCAUUCGCAUGAUGGGCAGGAAUGGAGAUUUGGGUCUGGCAACGGAGGACCAAACGGGAUGAUACACCUCCAUAGCGACGCCUUUUGGUUUCGAGUGUUUGUAUCAGCGGACCUUGGCUUUGCCGAUUCCUACAUGUUAGGAGAGUUCACAACGCCAAAUUUGAUGGGACUGAUAAAGCUGUUCAUCGUGAACGAACAGCACUUGUCCAAUCUGAGCACCACACCAUAUCGAUUCGUAUCCACUGUCUCGGAUAUGUUAUUCUCCACCGUCGACACCGGCACCCUUAAAAGAGCCAGUCUCAACAUGGUCGCAGCAUACGACCUGUCUAAUGAGAUGUUCGAAGCAUUCCUGUCGCCUGACAUGAGCUAUUCCUGUCCCAUCUGGCUCCCCAAGUCUCACCCCGAGUACAGCAGCGACACUUUAGAGGCCGCACAGAUGCGCAAGCUCGACACACUAUUUGCCAAUGUGCACGCGCAACCGACCGACCACAUCCUAGAGAUCGGCACCGGGUGGGGAAGCUUGGCAAUCCGGGCGGCGACGACGAUCGGCUGUCGAGUGACGACCUGCACGCUGUCUGAAAUGCAGUACAAGCGGGCGAGGAAGCGCGUUGAGGCUCUCGGGCUUCAAGAUAAGGUUACUGUCUUGCUGUCCGACUAUCGGCUCCUCCCGACCCCGGAGACUCCAUAUGAUAAGAUUAUUGCGGUGGAGAUGAUGGAAGCAAUGGGAGAUUAUGAGCUGGAGACGUUCUGGGAGACGGUAGAUAGGUUCUUGAAGCCAGAAGGAGGGAUCUGCUCGGUUCAGGCGAGUAUUAUGCCCGAAUCGAGAUAUAAGAACAUGUUCCCAAAAGGCGAGGGGUUCAUCCGCCGUUACAUAUUCCCCGGCGGCCACUGCCCCAGCGUCACGCGAUUACUCGAAGCGGUGCAAAAGUCCAACGCCCGACUGGAUCUGGACUCCAUCCAACAGUACGGCGCCCACUAUGUCCGAUGUCUGAAUGAGUGGAGUAGAAAAUUCCAGGAUAAUUUCCAGAGCAUCAUUGCCCCGCUCAUGCGGGAGAAAUACCACUUGUCGGAAAGAGAUGUGGAGGUGUUCUAUAGAAAAUACAUUUAUUACUUUGCAUAUGCGGCGGCUGCAUUCGACACAAAGAUCCUGCACCUCGCGCAGAUCACUUUCAGCCGGUCUGGAAGCCUGGCGCUGCUCGAGGAUGUAUAG
This is a messenger RNA of Aspergillus saccharolyticus JOP 1030-1, 1368 nucleotides long. Its product is annotated as cyclopropane-fatty-acyl-phospholipid synthase. NCBI's taxonomy places the organism in Eukaryota, Fungi, Ascomycota, Eurotiomycetes, Eurotiales, Aspergillaceae. The record is from RefSeq and is a predicted model, not a curated record. The transcript has 7 exons. Gene Ontology annotation, biological process: lipid biosynthetic process. The coding region runs from base 1 to 1368 and encodes 455 amino acids.